AUGCCCGAGAGGAGAAGCGAUCGAACAGAGGAGAUGCAGGUGGAAGUCUACAAAGCUGCUGCGCCUGUAUGGGGAACAAUGUACCAUCAUUCAGAAAUUCGAACAGGAAGCAUUGUCUGCGAGAAUAUACCCGAAUGCAUAGAACCUCCAGAGUGUGAAAUAAUCUAUGUAGUGACAAGCUGUUCUACAACCAGACAGGACACUACAAAUGAUUGUGAGCCAAUAACUGAGGAACCUCCAGACUGUAACUCAACAACCAACAGCCAACCAACAACUGAAUUUUCAACUUUCAAUUUUACGACCAAUAUAACACAAGUCAGUCACACACCGACAAUGUCAGAAGAAACUGUCACUGGUACAAAAAAGACAACAUCUACUGAUAGCACGGCUACACGUAAAACUGUAGACCCAACAGUCAACUCCUUGAAAACAACUUUGGAGACCGAUAGAUCAAUUGUGACAGAAACAACUGAAAAUACAGGAAUCACAUUGGGUUCCACACAAAUAACACCAGUCAGUGGCACUCAGUCAACAACGGACAAAACAAUACACACUUUUAUUACUACUAUGGAGUCAUCCAAAGCUACAACCAUAAAAGACAACACGCCAGAAACUGCAGCCACAGGUAGUACAACCUCAAAGAGCAAGGCAACAACGGGGUCAGAGACCCCCACAAGUCAAUUCACUGAUAGUCAAAGGACAGAAGAUACAGCAACCACAGUUGGUUCCACAGUAGUAACACCAGUCUUUGACACUCAGUCAACAACGGAAGUAACGUUCACAAAAAUAAAUACUUUAACUGAAACAACAACAUCAAAGAGUGAUAUAUCAGAAACCCCAUUUAAUAAUACUAUGAAAACAUCUGAAGCUACAACCAUAAGAAACAGCACACCUAGAACUACAGCCACAGACAGUACAACCUCAAAUAACAAAGCAACACCAUGGUCAGAGACCUCUGCAAGUCAUGCCACAAGAUCACAAUUUACUGAAAGUCAAAGAACAACAGAACAUACUGGAACCACAUUUGGUUCCACAGAAGUAACACCAGGCAGUGGCACUCAGGCAACAACAGAAGUAACAUUCACAAAAAUUAGCACUUUAACUGAAGCAAGAACAUCAAAGAAUGAUCCAUCACAAACACCAUUUGAUAAUACUGUAGCGACAUCUGAAGCUACAACCAUAAAAGACAACACAUUUUCAACAGCAGCCACAGGUACUACAACCUCAAAUACCAAGGCAACAACACCAUCAGAGACCCCCAGAAGUCACACUACAAGAUCACAAUUUACUGAUAGCCAAAGAACAAUGGAACAUACAGGAACCACAAUUAGUUCCACAGAAAUAACACCAGGCGGUGGCACUCAGGCAACAACAGAAGUAAUAUUCACAAACAUUAACACUUUAACUGAAGCAAAAACAUCAAAGAGUGAUACAUCACAAACACCAUUUAUUAAUACUGUAGCGACAUCUGAAGAUACAACCAUUAAAGACAGCACAUUUUCAACUGCAGCCACAGGUACUACUACUUUAAAUACCAAGGUAACAACCCCAUCAGAGACCCCCAGAAGUCACACUACAAGAUCACAAUUUACUGAUAGCCAAAGAACAAUGGAGCAUACAGGAACCACAUUUGGUUCCACAGAAAUAACACCAGGCAGUGGCACUCAGGCAACAACAGAAGUAACAAUCACAAAUAUUAGUACUUUAACUGAAGCAAAAACAUCAAAGAGUGAUACAUCACAAACACCACUUAUUAAUACUUUAUCGACAUCUGAAGAUACAACCAUAAAAGACAACACGUCCACAACUGCAGCCACAGGUACUACAACCUCAAAUAGCAAGGUAACAACACCAUCAGGGACCCCCAUAAGUCACACUACAAGAUCACAAUUUACUGAUAGCCAAAGAACAAUGGAACAUACUGGAACCACAUUUGGUUCCACAGAAGUAACACCAGGCAGUGGCACUCAGGCAACAACAGAAGUAACAUUCACAAACAUUAACACUUUAACUGAAGCAAAAACAUCAAAGAGUGAUACAUCACAAACACCAUUUAUUAAUACUGUAGUGACAUCUGACUCUACAACCAUAAAAGACAGCACAUUUUCAACUACAGCCACAGGUACUACAACCUCAAAUAGCAAGGCAACAACACAAUCAGAGACCCCCAGAAGUCACACUACAAGAUCACAAUUUACUGAUAGCCAAAGAACAAUGGAACUUACAGGAACCACAUUUGGUUCCACAGAAGUAACACCAGGCAGUGGCACUCAGGCAACAACAGACGUAACAUUCACAAACAUUAACACUUUAACUGAAGCAAAAACAUCAAAGAGUGAUACAUCACAAACACCAUUUAUUAAUACUGUAGUGACAUCUGACUCUACAACCAUAAAAGACAACACAUUUUCAACUGCAGCCACAGGUACUCCAACCUCAAAUAGCAAGGCAACAACCCCAUCAGAGACCCCCAGAAGUCACACUACAAGAUCACAAUUUACUGAUAGCCAAAGAACAAUGGAACAUACAGGAACCGCGUUUGGUUCCACAGAAGUAACACCAGGCAGUGGCACUCAGGCAACAACAGAAGUAACAUUCACAAAUAUUAGUACUUUAACUAAAGCAAGUACAUCAAAGAAUGAUACAUCACAAACACCAUUUAUUAAUACUGUAGCGACAUCUGAAGAUACAACCAAAAAAGACAGCACGUCCACAACUGCAGCCACAGGUACUACAACCUCAAAUAGCAAGGCAACAACCCCAUCAGAGACCCCCAGAAGUCACACUACAAGAUCACAAUUUACUGAUAGCCAAAGAACAAUGGAACAUACAGGAACCACAUUUAGUUCCACAGAAAUAUCACCAGGCAGUGGCACUCAGGUAACAACAGAAGUAACAUUCACAAACAUUAACACUUUAACUGAAGCAAGAACAUCAAAGAGUGAUACAUCACAAACACCAUUUAUUAAUACUGUAUCGACAUCUGACGCUACAACCAUAAAAGACAGCACAUCCACAACUACAGCCACAGGUACAACAACCUCAAAUACCAAGGCAACAACACCAUCAGAGACCCCCAGAAGUCACACUACAAGAUCACAAUUUACUGAUAGCCAAAGAACAAUGGAACAUACAGGAACCACAUUUAGUUCAACAGAAAUAACACCAGGCAGUGGCACUCAGGCAACAACAGAAGUAACAUUCACAAACAUUAACACUUUAACUGAUGCAAGAACAUCAAAGAGUGAUACAUCACAAACACCAUUUAUUAAUACAGUAGCGACAUCUGAAGCUACAACCAUAAAAGACAGAAUGUCCACAACUACAGCCACAGGUACUUCAACCUCAAAUAGCAAGGCAACAACCCCAUCAGAGACCCCCAGAAGUCAUACUACAAGAUCACAAUUUACUGAUAGCCAAAGAACAAUGGAGCAUACAGGAACCACAUUUGGUUCAACAGAAAUAACACCAGGCAGUGGCACCCAGGCAACAACAGAAGUAACAUUCACAAAAAUUAACACUUUUACUGAAGCAAAAACAUCAAAGAAUGAUACAUCACAAACACCAUUUAUUAAUACUGUAGCGACAUCUGAAGCUACAACCAUAAAAGGCAGCACGUCCACAACUACAGCCACAGGUACUACAACCUCAAAUAGCAAGGCAACAACACCAUCAGAGACCCCCAGAAGUCACACUACAAGAUCACAAUUUACUGAUAGCCAAAGAACAAUGGAACAUACAGGAACCACAUUUGGUUCCACAAAAGUAACACCAGGCAGUGGCACUCAGGCAACAACAGAAGUAACAUUCACAAAAAUAAACACUGUAAACGAAACAACAAUAUCAAAGAAUGAUACAUCACAAACACCAUUUAAUAAUACUGUAGCGACAUCUGAAGCUACAACCAUAAAAGACAGCACAUUGGCAACUGCAGCCACAGGUACUACAACCUCAAAUACCAAGGUAUCUGUGGGGUCGGAGCCUCCCACAAAUCAUAUUACAAGAUCAAUAUUCACCGAUAUUCAAAAAACAACGGACAACAUUGGAAUCACACAUGGUUCCACACAAAAAGCACGAGUCAGUGGCACUCAGUCAACAAUGGAAACAACUUUCACAAAAAUUAACACUUUAACCGAAACAGCAACAUCAAAGAGUGACAUGACAGCAGUGUCAGUACCUUCAACAGGUUCACCAAUCACUCAUAGCGAGCCCACAUCAAGAACUACAGUCACAGAAUCCAGUUCUUUGAAACCAACAACAACUAAAGAACCUCCAACACCAAGUACAGCAACUAGUCAGACAACCAAGACACCUAUUACUGGUAUUCAUGGGACAUCCACAGAAAGCAAUACAACAACACAGACAGGAACUACUUUUAAUCACCCCACAAAGUCAACGGCCAAUUAUGAACCCUGUGAGGGCAAGAGAUGUCUCUGUCCCCAGUACCUGUAUGGAAAGAACUGCACGUUCAUUCAGGAUGAUAUCAGAUUAGAUAUGGUCAUUACCAAACUGGCAGUUACAGUUCAUGUGGAAAAUUGGAUUUUUACAUCAGAACUGGAGGAUACAACAUCCCAGUCAUACCAUAUUUUCCAAGAACGAUUCAUCGAAGAGAUAAAAGCUUUCUAUAACAGCAAGAUUUCCAAUUUUAAGGAUGUAAAAAUCAACAAAACCAGGAAUGGCAGUAUCGUUGUGGAUCACGAGGUUCUGUUACGGGUGAACUUCAGAAAUUAUAUGGAAGAGACAAAACAAACGGAGCAGCUCCUGCAGAGAUGUUUCAAUGAGACCAUUUGCACAUCCAGCAGUCCAGAUAAGUUGUGCUUCCGUGUAAACUCAUCCACCGUCACAGCAAAAGAAGUCUCCUUAGCAGAACUCUGUUCAGAGGAUGAAGAUAUUCCAGAAGAAAUGAAAAUGUAUUUCCAUGGUUUAAAUGAAACAAAUUUUCUUCUAUGCAUCACAGAUUGCAGUGAAAAUGACGAGUCGCCAAUCAAUUGUAACUGGGGGCAAUGCUCCACUAGUAAAGCAGGAUCUCACUGCUACUGUGAUGUUUCAGAUGAGUACUGGUACACCGGAAGUCAGUGUGAGACACCAAUCAGCAAGCCUGGUGUCAUUGCAGGAGUGGCUGUUGGCCUCAUCAUUCUGGUUAUUGUUAUCUUGAUUUUGGUCAUUGCUUUGUGUCGGCGUCACCGUGUUUCAGACAUUGAGAUGCUACUAGAAGAUGAUGGCAAUAAGCACUGGUAUGGGUUUGGAUGGACAAGGAACCUAAAGAUACAAAAGAAUAUCGGGAACCCGAAAAGAGACAGUAAAAUGUUUGGUCGCAAUGGAACCUUCAAAUCCACAAAGGAGAAGGUGAAUGUAAAAGUGAACCGACAACAAAAGAUGCCUAUACCAAGACCUCGGGUAAUAUCCUAGUCUGUACAGGGGAAUAAAGUGUGCGGCAACAUUGAAAACCAUUCAAGCCACCUGCCAGUGCUUAUAUUUUACAUCCUGCCAUGUCUUGAGCCUUGACUUCAAUAUAUUUUGCUGAUAUGUGAGGACCAGAUGGUCCCGUGGAACCUACUUUCUGACUGCACCCCCCUUAUCCUCUGCAUUCUUGGAGUCUGUGAUGGAGGAGUAUAUGCCAUACAGUGGAAGGACAUGCCAGCCUGCUGCCUGUAAUUAGUUCUACGUGCCGCCGUGGUAGCGCAUUUUAUUUUUCCCUGCCAUUUGUUCUAUUGUUCCGCCUGUUUGGAAAGCGUUUGACAAGACAUUCCCUACCUCGCCUUGUUGUACAGUUACAGCGGAACCUCAGAUUGCGAGUAAUGCGGUUAACGAGCGUUUCGCAAUACGAGCACUGUAUUUUUAAAAAU
This is a messenger RNA of Rana temporaria (common frog), 5846 nucleotides long. RefSeq names its product serine-rich adhesin for platelets-like. The coding region runs from base 1 to 5409 and encodes 1802 amino acids. The record is from RefSeq and is a predicted model, not a curated record. The transcript has 12 exons. NCBI's taxonomy places the organism in Eukaryota, Metazoa, Chordata, Amphibia, Anura, Ranidae.